This is a messenger RNA of Nematocida major, 906 nucleotides long. RefSeq lists its product as uncharacterized. Bases 1 to 906 code for a protein of 301 amino acids. The record is from RefSeq and is a predicted model, not a curated record. The transcript has a single exon. NCBI's taxonomy places the organism in Eukaryota, Fungi, Microsporidia.
AUGACUACUUCCUGUAUUACAACUAGUAACAACAACAGGGCAAAGAAUGCAAAUUUACCAAAGAUUUAUUACGCAGGCGAAAGAAAGGCGAGUGCGAAGAGUGCGUUGAGAGCUAAGAAUGCAGAUGACGAAGACGAGGAAUCGCCACCAGAGCUAACAAUUGAGGAAGACGAAAGGGAAGAUUUCCCACCAGGCGACGAUGAGCAGCUGGAAUAUCUAGAGAAGGUCAUAGAUCGUUUAGCAGACCAAUGUGAUUACGAAAGACCCGUGGCGGAGGUUCUGGAAACCCUAGAACUAAUCCUCAGUACGAAAGUCCGGGGCCGAAAGCUGCCUCCGAGCAUAAGAACGUACUGUCUAGCACUUGGCAUCACCAGCACCAAGUAUCCUAUGCUGCAGAUGGCGAAGCGAACACUGGUGGCGCUGAGUAAGCGACUGUUUGCGGAAGAGUCAAGAAACCAAGGAAGAGGAUGGACACAAGUAAAAUCCGAAAUAAGCCGUGUGUUUCAAGAAGCACGAAGCUUCAAGAAAUACCAAUUUCCCCGAAGACCGGAACACGCAGCCGGGUGGGAAGUUUGGUUGGGCAAAGUCGGCCUAGACAUAUGGAGAGAGUUAACCUCAAUCACUGAGCUAGAGUCCGCCAUUAUGGCAGCACCCGAGCAAUAUCCCUGGGGAUGGGACGAAAUAGACUUCGGCCAGACCCCAAAGGUAAUUAUAGACCAAUUAUGUAAGCUCACAGAGAAGUACAUCAAGAUGGUCGCUCGGGAUAGAAAGCCCGAAGCAAAGGCCCUCAACAAUAACAAGUCCAAAUCCAGUCGAUCCACAGUAGUAUGCACCAAGUGCAAGAGAAAAGACCAUUCUCAAGAGACGUGCUACGCCAAGACGCGAGACACGUCCGACAAAGAUUGA